AUGUCGGACCUGAAGGGAUCCAAAAUGAAGGGGCCAAAACAAUUGACGAUCGUGAUCAAGCUCGGCACGAGUUCGAUUGUGGAUGAGAUAACCCAUCAGCCAAUUCUCUCGGUCUUGUCGUUGAUAGCGGAGACUGCCAUCAAAUUGAUCAAGGAUGGCCAUAAGGUCAUCAUUGUCUCGUCUGGUGCCAUUGGCAUGGGUCUGCGCAGAAUGGACAUUGAAAAGAAGCCCCAGUACCUUCCCAGACUUCAGGACCCAAUACGUGAACGCAAAGAACACGCUGUUGGAACUCCUCAAAAUGGGGGUGAUCCCCAUCGUCAACGAAAACGACACCCUCGCGGUGGCCGAGAUCAAAUUCGGCGACAACGACACCCUAUCCGCCAUCACGGCCGCCAUGGUCAAUGCCGACUACCUCUUCCUGAUGACGGACGUCGACUGCCUAUAUGA
Molecule: messenger RNA, 447 nt
Organism: Endocarpon pusillum Z07020
Lineage: Eukaryota; Fungi; Ascomycota; Eurotiomycetes; Verrucariales; Verrucariaceae
Exons: 3
Coding region: 1-447 (148 amino acids)
Cellular component (GO): cytosol
Molecular function (GO): glutamate 5-kinase activity
Source: RefSeq, a predicted model, not a curated record